UUUGGUUGCUGUGACACCAGCGUUGUCGUCUAAACAACCAGUUGUAUGCCUGCUUGUAUAAUAUGUCUAGUUUUGAGUGUACAGUUGAUAUACAUAGACUAAGGUUUGUGGAGAACAUUUUGCACAAAAUCAUGCGAGAACAAGCUUACUUGCUGCUAGGAAUAUCAGAGUGCGCAAGCAAUAUUUCGUGUACGGUCUGUUGGUCAGUUGUUCUGUAUUAAAAGUAAGGAAACCCGUAAGAAUCAAUGAAGCAUAAGUUGAUUGGAUAAAUAUGUAAUGUUUAAAAUAAUAAAGAUCGUGUCAAUAUCAUGCAAUAAAAUGUUUUCUGUGACAUUUGGAAUAUUUCACGAGUGUCUGACUGAAUGCAUCAAUUGUUACUUUAGAAUAAUAGAUGUCUGUGGACAUUAUGCCACUAUAUUCUAUUCAACAGAGGGGGUAUGUUUUGUUUGAAGAGAAAAUGUGAAAAAUUAGAUCAGUAAAACUAACCCAGAAUUACUAUUUUUGAUGUCUUACAUGUUAUCUCAUUAAAAGAGUCACGUUCUAAUUGUCAUCGUAUGUGACAGAGUCAUUUCUUGUAAUAUCAACCUAUGGAAAAAUCAAUGCCAGUGCCUUACCUGUUGUAAUAGUUUGAUAUUCCUCAGCACGACUGAUUUCUUAUCAAGUGUGCAACAAUCGGGCAUACAACUUUAAGAUUAGGGUCGUAUUUGGCAUUUAUAUUACAAGCAAGUAGAUCUAAAGUAAGGUUGCGCUCGGGAGGAAAAACUUAGAGAGUCUUCUGAUGUAACCUUAUUUCUAUACAUUGUUUCAAGUUUGGAGCUUAUUUUUUUGUAACUCAUAUAUGUCACAGUCAGAUGAAAACAAUUGCCAUGUGCUUUGCGCAAGUCUUAGACUUAAAGGUCCGCUUAUAUACAAGCUAGCCAUUUUGCAAAGAUGUUGCACAAACGCUCUUUUCUAUGAGCUUAUGUAUUGUUACAACGACGUGUAUCUUAUCAUCAAUGUUUUAAAACAGCAACUUGCAACCAAAUAAUGUAGUAAAUAUCUUCUGACAGAAAUCAAAUGACUAGCAGAAACGACCCUUUUACGAAAGUACUACUUGUCUUCAAGGACAUAACACGCAAAAGCAGUAUAAUAAAACUUAUUUAUUGUCCAACUUAAACCUGACCUUCGCGACAAUUUCUAUGUAUGUUGACUUUCAAAAUGACAGUAACUGAUGCAACAUCUGAUAAAAAAAACUAUAUUUGGUAGCAGCUAUGAAUAAUAUGCAGCCAACAUACACUAAACAAAUUAGAUAACAUUCGUAUCUAAUAACAUUCGUUUCAUACAGAAAAUUCUGCUGGAAAGCACAGCAAUUUGGUUCCAAGCACUUGAUGGGCAUGAGUGAGUAUAUAAGUUUAAGAUAAUAUUUUGUACGAUUAACUAUCCAGCGUAUUUGAAUUUUUAUUAACUACUGCAGUACAGAACUUACGUGCAAGAUUAAUUGAAUAAAAUAACAUUUAGACAAAAUCACUCACGUUUAUCCGAGAGUGAGUUAAAUUAAUAUCAACUACAUUCAAAGUCUCCUCUGAAAACAGCGUGCUAAGAUGUGAAAAUGAAAAUAUAAUUUGAUUCGAUUCAAUACAGUUUUGUUGCUAUGUCUGUAAUUCUCAGAGCUUAUAAAUAAUAUCUUCAACAGCAAGGUUAUAGUAAAAAAAGAGUCUUCAGGUUUUAAUAUGUACGUCAAAAGCAGGGGAGGACGCCCCCAUCCCCACCCACAGUUUUGAGAUAAGGGUCCUGUGUAUGGUUUUGACUAAAAACCUGAUUUUUCACAGAAACAAAAAAAAUCACUACAUACAGAAAAAAAACCAGUUUGUGAGAACAUUUAGAUGUACUGAUACGGAUUUAUGUCAUAUGUAUUGUCAAUAACGUGCUAAAAGUUUUCUUUCUUUUUUGUUUCAUUUUUAGGGAAAUUCUGGAUUGGUUUACCUGCAGUUUGGCUCCCCUCCCUAACCACUGUACUUCAAAUAAUUCACAGUCAUCUGGAUUGCAUCUUCGCUGCACUCACGUGAAAAAUGUUUACGUAACUCUGAUUCUGCAUGUUUCUGUUGAACGUAUUUCAGCGUGUAGAUAAAUAUAUUUUUGGUGAGCGACUGUCCUGUCGGAUGGGUAAAUCAUGGAUCUUCAUGUUACCACUUUAGUCAUGACACCGAACCCAUGCUUUUGGCCAGUACAUCAUGUGAUCACAUGGGAGGUGCUCUUGCGGAGAUAGAGUCUGCCGCUGAAAAUGACUACCUCUCCGCAGAAUUAAAGCGGCUGAAAGGUAGCGCUUGGAUUGGACUGAACGAUAUUCAGGAAGAAACUGUUUGGCGUUGGUAUGGGAGUAAUAGACCUUUAACGUCAACAGGAUUCAAGAACUGGUAUUCUGGAGAGCCCAAUAAUGUGAAAGGGGAUGAAAACUGUGUCGUUAUUUCCUACGGUAACGGGCAGUGGUACGACUGGCCUUGUCAUAGUUUCUUUCACUACAUAUGUGAAAAGUCGAAUGGAGAAAGCGAAAUCGUUGGAUAGCAAGAGAGCCGCACAUUAAUAAACCGCAUUCAGAAGAAAAUAUUUUCAGACAUAUUAAAUGAGUUAUAUUAUGUUUAGCACCUCUCUUAAAUGUUGGGUACAAUAAACUGAUACAAAUUUAA
Mercenaria mercenaria is the source of this 2663-nucleotide messenger RNA. RefSeq names its product CD209 antigen-like protein 2. The record is from RefSeq and is a predicted model, not a curated record. Lineage: Eukaryota; Metazoa; Mollusca; Bivalvia; Venerida; Veneridae. The transcript has 5 exons. Bases 2191 to 2541 code for a protein of 116 amino acids.